Linderina pennispora is the source of this 1032-nucleotide messenger RNA. RefSeq lists its product as uncharacterized. The record is from RefSeq and is a predicted model, not a curated record. NCBI's taxonomy places the organism in Eukaryota, Fungi, Kickxellomycota, Kickxellomycetes, Kickxellales, Kickxellaceae. Bases 104 to 892 code for a protein of 262 amino acids. The transcript is spliced from 2 exons.
GGACGGCGGCAGAGAUUAUCUGUACCCUUUAUCUCUAAACACCCCCUCUCUCGUUUGCCGUUGUGCAAGAUAAUGUCACAGCGCUCAUUCGCUUGGUCGCACCAUGCAUACUUGGACGGAGCACAGCAGCAAGGGCACAGCAGCGAUGGCAGCGCAAAUACAUCAGAGGACUCGCGUACACGGCCCAAGCACCCGGCACGGCGAACCAGAACGCAGAGCGAGAGCUCAGGGCUCGCCAAGCACAGCUCUGACGGGCAUGGAGGCAGGUCCCCAGUCGCAGAAGCACACACAGCACAGCACAGGUAGUGGCAGAAACAACGAGCACUGGCAGGAGGCGGCCAGCCCAUUGACGUAUGGGCACAAGACGCCUUCACAAUCACCAGCAUCGAAACCGCUUGCGGCGCACAUGCAGACCAGGCUACCACCAAACUCGGGGUCGCCGUCGACAGCCGUGGCUGCCUCUUCCUUCUCUUCAUCGCUUUCCUCGUCGCCCUCACCUUCGCUUAACCCGUAUACCGGGUCGUUGCGCUCGAUGUUUCACCCGUCUGCCACGAAUGCCCAUGUGGGCGUGUCACCGCCGACCAGAACGUCGGGCGACGGCAGCUUUCCUUCGCGGAACCAUGCAGGCAGCCUGCUGCCAGCAAAUAUCCGGCGCGCGUCAUUCCAGCAGCAGCCGCGGCCACGUACGCCGACAGCCUUUUUCACAGCGGAUGAUUUGGCGCUGGACGAAUCAGCAGAAGCCAGGCCGCCACGAGCGUCACAGACCAAUGCUACGGCCGCCAGUCAUGCAGCGCAGUCCGGUCCAAUCCUGGCAGCCCGGCCGCAGCCAGCACAUCCGUACAGACAGGCAGCCGGAGAUGCACGGUGCGAGCAGAUUGUCCAGCCCAGGUGAUAGCGCACUUGCGGAAUCGCACGCUGGUCAGCAGCCUUGCACACCGGUUUGAUACAGUUCUCGACAUUGACGGCAGCAGUGCCACACUGCCACCACGCCUCGGCACUAAUGCCCAGGACACACCAGCGGGGUGGCAUCGG